Symbiodinium natans is the source of this 480-nucleotide messenger RNA. NCBI's taxonomy places the organism in Eukaryota, Dinophyceae, Suessiales, Symbiodiniaceae. The record is from the annotation of a GenBank genome assembly.
AUGAUGAAGCUCUGUGACUUCUCGGGCCAUGCCACUGCCGCACCACGUCGCACCACCUGGCAGCAGAACGGCCAGACUCUCUGGACCCCACAGGCUUCACAUGAGCAAAGGCGGCGACUGUGGCACUUGCAGUGGUGGGGAGAGAUAGCUGUCCUGCCACUUUGUGGUAAGAAGGACCGGGCAGGGCCACGAGCAGCGCGUGUCCGGCAGCUUGGCCUUGUCUCCAGCAGACCUGAAUCCUGCCAUGCCGCAGAAAUUGUAGAGUUCCUGGUGGACGCAGAUAUUCACAGUAUCAGUACCAUCAAGUGCGGGAUAAGCAAGUUGCAGGAGGUGGGCUGGACCGUGAGAACAAGCGUCUUUGCACCGCCUGGACGCGAUGCCAGCAGUGGCAGCGUUUUUUUCGCGAGCCCGGCAUCGUUUUUAAGCCAGUGCCUCGAUGCAAAGGUGGGAAGGGAGAGGCCAAUGAUGAUAUCAUUGUGA